AGCAUUUGUGAGUUUGCAUAGGUGGCAUUUUAUUGGCGUUUCUUGGCUUAAUUUGACAGAUUUACUUUAGAAUAAAUUGAAAAUGAAACUUCACCUUGAAAAAGGAAAAUAUUUAAUAUGUGUUAUUUGCUUGUUCAUGGCUAUUAAAGGAUUAUAUUUCAUCUUAAGUGAGUAUAGAAACUUUUCUUUAAAACAUGAUAUUCAAAAUAUCCUUCUAAGAAGAGGCGGUGCAGACCCUUUAUACGAUGAACCUUAUGACAGGGAAUCAUUCUAUGUUGAAAGACGAAGAGUCAUAGAUGAAGGUUGUCUAAAAACGAAUAGGACUGUUUCUUCCAGUUUGAAUGGAAGCAAGUAUUCAAUUGUUUCGCAUAAUCGUUUAAUAUUAUGUUGUCCGAUAACAAAAGUUGGAUCAACAUUCUGGAAAAGAAUUCUAGCUGUACUUGAUAGUCAAGGAAAGUAUUCAUCACCUUUCGAAUUGAAUCUAGAUCAAGUUAAAUCAAUAAACGCUUCAAAACUUUCAGCAACAGACUUAAAGCGUGUCGAGGAGAAUGGGACAUCUUUCAUGUUUGUUAGAAAUCCUUACUCGCGCAUAUUUUCAGGUUAUAUAAGCAAGAUUUAUCAUCCAAAUGUAGUGUACUGGAAGCUAGUAGGCAAACAUGUCAUUCGACUCAUUCGUAAAAGUAAUAACGAAGUGUAUACCAGUUAUGGAUUUGACGUCACCUUCCCAGAGUUCAUUAAGUACUUAAUUUAUCUCAAUGAAAAUAACAAAAAUGUCGACAUUCAUUUUAAACCAAUGGUUUCAAUAUGUGACCCCUGCAGCACACACUUUCAAUACAUAGGAAAGAUGGAAACGUUUAAAAAGGACGCCAUUUUUCUUAUAUCAAAAUGGCAGAAAGAGUUUGGAAACGUUAGCGUAGAGUUCGGGGACUUCGAGAAAGACUCUAUUUUAGAUACUGCGAGAGCACGGAUUAAGUUUUUAUUUCAAACGAAGAAAAUUUUAGAUCAAAUAAGGCUCCCCUUUGAAAAACUAAUGUUAAGAACAUGGCGAGACCUUCAAAUAAGAGGAUAUAUAUCUAAGCAUGUUGAAUUUCCAUAUGAACAUUACAAUGUAACCACAAUUACAGAAGAGGACUUUAUUGUGGAGAUUAAAAAAGCUGUGGCGGCUAUACCUGACCGUGAAACGAUCAAGAAACAAAGAGAAGAGGCUCUUGUACAGUCUUAUCGACAGGUCUCAAUAGAAGACAUGGAACGGUUGAGAGUGUUUGUUAGGGAGGACUGUCAGUUGUUCGGUUACGAUGACAAGCCAACACACUUAUUUGAUCGAACAAAACCUCUGCAAGAUGAUUUUUUGUAUCUUGAUGGCUUAGAUACGUGAAAUACAUUUUUCAUAUCUCUUUUUUCAUGUUUUAUAGAACUGCAGAAAGUUAAACUGAUUGAUAAACCAGA
Molecule: messenger RNA, 1446 nt
Organism: Ruditapes philippinarum (Manila clam)
Lineage: Eukaryota; Metazoa; Mollusca; Bivalvia; Venerida; Veneridae
Product: carbohydrate sulfotransferase 11-like
Exons: 2
Coding region: 83-1375 (430 amino acids)
Biological process (GO): carbohydrate biosynthetic process
Cellular component (GO): membrane
Molecular function (GO): sulfotransferase activity
Source: RefSeq, a predicted model, not a curated record